This is a messenger RNA of Hirsutella rhossiliensis, 1368 nucleotides long. RefSeq lists its product as uncharacterized. The coding region runs from base 1 to 1368 and encodes 455 amino acids. The record is from RefSeq and is a predicted model, not a curated record. Lineage: Eukaryota; Fungi; Ascomycota; Sordariomycetes; Hypocreales; Ophiocordycipitaceae. The transcript is spliced from 3 exons.
AUGGACCAUCUGCGACUCUCCCACACUCUGGCCGAUGCUUUCAAUGCCCUGGCCGACGAGGUCCAGAUCCUGGCCGACCGCAAGACGGUCCUCGAACACAAGCUGCGUUUUGCCCACGAGCAGUUCCAAUACCUGGCCGACAAAUAUGCGCCGUCAACGCCGGAGAUAGCCGAGACGCUCGCAAAGCUGCAGCUGCCUCCGCACACUUCCGUCGACGACACCUCUCCCGUUCCUCUUCCUCAGCGCUCCUCUCCCCAGUCGCAGCAUCACAUCGCCCUCGUCAUCCGCGACGGACGCCGCGCCGCCACCCAGCUUGUCUCCCUCGCCGAACCCAGCAAAACGACGGGCUCCAGCAGGGAGUCCUUGUCGCAUACGUCGCAUCUCCAGACGUCCAUGUCGACGGCCCUGGAACAGGACUUUACUAUCGAGGGCAAGAAGGGCAACCUGCAAUGUCCCUUCAGCCGGCAGUCGGCGGCUGACGAUGACGGGCCUGCGUCGCAACUUGGUGAACAUGACCAGUCUGUCCCCCAUUCAGCGGAUCCCAUCUGCGCAGCCAUGUACGACGAGUCGGCCUCUCAGCCGCCGCCGAGUGGCACUGCCGCCAGCAAGUGUCCCAUUCGAUUCAUGGACAAGCACUCAGCCGAGGAGAUUGCCCACUACGUCGAGACGCACAAGCAUGAGCUGCCGCGCAGCCACGAAGUGUGCCUUCGACGCUACCAGAAGAACGAAGAGCAGAUCAAGAAACUGGACUCCAAGUACGGCAACAUCGUCAGCAUGAUUGAGGGACUUGGCCAAAUCCAUCAGUCGAUGCUUCCCGAGGAGGAAGAGGAGUUGCCGCAUCGGAGUGAUGUGGACAGAGCCUCUAACGAGCGCGUCGAGAACUGGGCCCAGGCCGUCAGCGGUACGGCCGAGUCCGAUGCCGACAACAAGGCGGGUCUCGCCGACGGCGAGCGUCAGGCCCAUUUCGACAGGCCGCUCAAGGAGGUCCGCGUCGGAGAGUCCCCCAGUCGACCAUGGGGCAUCUCCGUCCCUAUCUACGAGGUCUCUGGCCCUGAGCAACAACAUCCGCCGUCGCCCCCGCCCGCCCCCGUACGUAUGCCUAGCCCAACCCGAAGCACACAGGCUCCUGUCACGGGCGGCAAGUGCCCCUUUGACCAUACCAAGCUUGCUGCUCUCAACGGCCUUGGCUUGCACCCCAAAGGCGAAACCAGGGCCAGCCCCACCCCGCAACCUGCUUUCGUAAACCCCAGCUCAUUCAAGACGGGGCAAGGCGGCGCACCACAAAUGAUUUUCACGGGGCCUGUCUUUAUCGGCUAUCCGAUGGAGCAGGCUAUCCAGUUUCUCAACCAGGACCGCGGGAACUCAUGA